GCACCACCACUCGUACUACUCCAGCACCACCACUCGUACUACAUUCCAGUACCUCCGGCCCGCUAGCACUUCCAAGUAAAGCUAGCACUUCAGUACCUUGUACUACGCCCAGUGCCUCGCAUUCUACUUCAGAAUCUCACCAUGGCUAUCGACCUGAACCAUUUCAGUGCCCAGCAGCAGAUCCAGAAGUACAAGCUCAACGAAUCCACCUUCGAUAUCAUCGAUGUCGACUCCUUCCACAACGUACGUGCCAAGACGGUGCUCGCCUACUUGUGGGAGUGGUUCCUCAUGAUCCUUUCGUGGGUGUUGUUGGGCACAGACAUCUACACCUGUCUAAGCAUCUUGGUAUUCCACCACUGGUCGUCCAAGGAGUACCAGCCCUACGAGUACUCCGUCGCUAAGUGGAUCUUCACAGGCUGUAUCAUCUUCGAGUUCUGCUUGCUCCUCUACCACUGGAUCUGGGCCAUCCACACCUACAGAACCCGCAACAUUGCUUUGAACUACGUUAACAGCAUCGCCAAAAACAUGUACACUGUUCGUUCCUACAACUACUUCUGUCUUUUCCACCUGAUUGAACGCGUGGACCACUUCGACUGGUCUUGCUUCUACUGCUUGGAGCAGAUGGACCAGGCUCUCCAGAUCUUGAUUGCAGACGCCCCUCGUCAAGUGAUCAACUUCUUGACCUUGCGGUACUACGCCACGGGAGGCGAGAAGGACAACAACAUCUUGGGCAACAUCGAGCACAUUGCCACCACCAACUUGACGCUUUCCAUCAUCUUAUCGUUCAUGUGUGUUUCCGUGGUGAUUUUCGCCUUUUUCUUCCUCAAGUUCUUGUACGGAGUGAUUUUGUUCCUUCCCAUCAAGUCCAAGUUGAGAAAGAAGGGCCACAAGUCUCUCAAGAAGUACUGCUGUAAGGUAGUCAACGACACCGUUAAGAUGUUGGUGAUUAAGCACCACAAGUCCAAGAGAGAGUUGUUGGACAAGGGCAUCUUGGACACGAAGGACAUCGAGAUGAACCCAUUGCUCAACUCCUCGACCACCACCUUCAAGAACAUGAGUUCUGACAACCUCAGUUCCAACUCGGACCCCGUCAAAUUCUCCCACAACCUCAAAAAGCCGGCUCCUGCCCAUAACUUGACCAACAAGAGUACCUUUGCUUACAAUGACAAUGGCAAGCUCUACGGCCUUGUAAAUGGCGAUAACGGAUCCCACGAGACCUUGGUGAGAUAUGAUGGUGGCCAUAACCCAUUUGCGGACCCAAUGGAGUCCCACGGCAAAAGAUCCGAGUCCUUGUCUUCACUUACCCACCCUGGAAACGACCCUAGCACCUCAGCCAUAUCAGUGGCUGGUAAUAGAAACAUCCAUAGAAAGAAUCCACCUCCCUUCAACAAUCCAUUUGUCAAUGAAAACUCGCCGCAAACCUCCUUGGUGGACCAGAACACUUCCUACAAUCCCUUCGAGGCUUCGUCCUACAACGACCUGUACAAGUCAACGCUCUCGGCAUCCAACCAUCACAACCGUAACCCUGGCCCACCACCAAGAUCGGGUUCGCAGAGCUCUUUAUCUUAUGGACCAAUGCCUUUUUCCCAGCAGAAAGUCACUCCUUCUCAUACUAUGCCAGAGCGUGCACUUCACCAUGCUUCAUCCAAAUCUUCCUUAGUCAGUCAUUCCCGUCCUCACAACUUGCCAAGAUCAGCUACUGCCCAUGACCAUCAGAAGCGAAAGGCACCAGAACCCAUUUAUGAACAAGACGAUAGCCAAGUGUAUUCUUCCUCCCAGCACGGCCACUAUGAGCCCCAAAGACCGUAUGAGUUCCAGGAAUAUGCACCAAACGCCGAGUAUGCUCGGCAGUCUAACGAAUCUGCUCACAUCGAGCGGAACCACAGCACUUCUUCAGAGGGUUCAGUCAACUACAAUAAUAACAACGAAUCCACAACUGGCUUGUUAAUUGAUAACUUCAACAGUCCUCAUGCCACGAGAAAGUAUCUGGAGCCGGAGAGUAAUUUGUCUGUGCCUUAUCCUAUGCACGACACACGGAAUGAUACCGAGAACACCCCUUACCCUGUACGUGGAGUGUCCGUGUAUGAAGAGGAUUUUAGCUUCAAUGAUGAUUCUGCAAAUCGGUACAGAAAUAGGCAUUCUUAAUGAUAAUUUUUAGUGUAAUAUAUACGAGUCAGGAUGUUCGGAUUCUGGCGAAAUAAUUGGAACGAUAUAGUCCCCGUUGUUGCGAUAUUCUGACGAAUGGAGAAAAGGAAAUGUAAUAUGUCUUGGUAAGACUGUAU
This is a messenger RNA of Suhomyces tanzawaensis NRRL Y-17324, 2282 nucleotides long. It is a transcript of the gene KCH1, whose product is annotated as Kch1p. Gene Ontology annotation, biological process: potassium ion transmembrane transport. The coding region runs from base 142 to 2145 and encodes 667 amino acids. Gene Ontology annotation, molecular function: potassium ion transmembrane transporter activity. Gene Ontology annotation, cellular component: plasma membrane. The transcript has a single exon. Lineage: Eukaryota; Fungi; Ascomycota; Pichiomycetes; Serinales; Debaryomycetaceae. The record is from RefSeq and is a predicted model, not a curated record.